Aspergillus niger is the source of this 315-nucleotide messenger RNA. RefSeq lists its product as uncharacterized. Gene Ontology annotation, cellular component: membrane. The coding region runs from base 1 to 315 and encodes 104 amino acids. The transcript is spliced from 2 exons. Lineage: Eukaryota; Fungi; Ascomycota; Eurotiomycetes; Eurotiales; Aspergillaceae. The record is from RefSeq and is a predicted model, not a curated record.
AUGUCCACAACCACCAAAACAGCCCUCCUCCUCACCCUCCUCACCUCCAUCGGCGGCAUAACCGGCUACCUGCGCGCGCGCUCCCUCCCCUCCCUGAUCGCCGGCCUCUCCGUCUCCUUCCUCUACCUCCUCUCGUACCUCCGUCUGCGCGCGAACCAGCCCUACGGUGCAGAGAUCGGUCUCUUGGCUUCCCUUGUCCUGGGCGGUGCGUCGAUCCCCAGAGCCAUUAAGACGGGGAAGGGCGUGCCCAUGGGUCUGGGGGUUUUGGCGGUUGUCGGGGCGGUGGUUUUUGGGAAUGCGGUUGUUAAUCAUUAG